This is a messenger RNA of Porites evermanni, 1754 nucleotides long. NCBI's taxonomy places the organism in Eukaryota, Metazoa, Cnidaria, Anthozoa, Scleractinia, Poritidae. The record is from the annotation of a GenBank genome assembly.
AUGGCAGAUGGAUUCCUUGAAGUGUUCCAGUAUAGCCCCAGUGGACACUCCUCCUUUACACUGUUUGACUGCUCCAGUUUUGGACACUACAGGAACAAUACGAUGCAGUUUCUGACAAUUUGCUGGUUGUGGAAUACAAGAAAUGGAUGCCUGUAUGUCCAUGAGGCCAGUGCACAUGUGCCAGGCAGUACUUGUGGUACUGGAAGUUGGGUGUUGUGGUGCAUGUAUGAAAUGGAUGUCGUCUUCAAUCAGCAUGAUAUGAAUUUUUUUCUACAUAUAACAGCCAAAAGAUUAUGUUAAUUCCAGUGGUGUUUGAUCCAUGUUGGCGAUGUCGCUCAAAUUCCAAGGACCAAUCCCACUGUCUUGUUUACCAGCUAGAUCUUGCUUCGUCUUAAUUGCCAUUCCGCGAAUGUAUCUGUGAAACUGCUGGAUGUUUAUUUGCAGGGUUUCUGGGUGGCUCUGGGCAACACUGGUUCACCUUCAAAGAGAUAUAUCAAAACAGGCUUUAAAUCAAACAAGCCAAUGGUCAGACAUUUUAAAGUCCGCAUCAGGAUAUCUUUCUUUCAUUAUUUCCUUGCAUCUGCUCCUGAACCACAACUCUUUGACUUUGAUGUCUUUACUUCGUAAUUCCUUGAACUCAUUGUGGAGCUGCUUCUCCAUUUCCAGAUAAGAAGCCUGUGUUCCUGCACCUGGCCUUCUGGACUUUUUUGGGGUCAUUUCGCAGCUUUAGUUCUUGAGCAAUCCAAGGGUUGUAGGUGCUUGACUUCAGCUUAAUUUUAUAUUGUCCUUUGAACUUGCUGACUGCUUUGGCCUUGCUUUUGUACUUCUUAUACAAAUCAAUAAAUUCUAGCUUCUGUUCGCGAAACCAUUGUUUUCUGCUGUGAAACUGUUACUUCAACCGUUCAACUUGUUCUGUUUUUUGACUGAAGGUCUAACUGGCUUUAUUGGCUUCAGGGCUCUGUUUUGCUGGAAACAAGUGCAACCCCAGCGGCAGGCUAUCAGCCUCUUUGUCUAUUUCAGGCCUUCGUUGGCACAUCGACGAACUCCUACCAAUUUCAUAGGACCGUUUGAGCUGUUUCAGGUGCACACAAGGUACACACAGAUACUUUGCAUUUGAUACACUUGUACUUAGUGACCUGUUCACAAACUGAGCACGUUUCCUCCGUUACGGAAUUGUAGCGUGCGUAGCUGCGAGGUUUUUCUUGUAGAAUUCCUGCCCCAGACCAAAGGUUAGCUGUGUGACUUGUGACUCGACAUGUAACAAACAAUGAAACCUUGUGUACUUGUCAUGCAUGCGACGCAGCUGUAACAGUUGUACACCCGUAUCUAAAUACACCUCUGAACUUUAUAUACUUUUAUGGCCAUUGCAUUUAAGCAUUUCUGUACCAUCAAGUCACAGAUAAAAGGAGAUCAUGUAUAUAAAGCUGAACCACGGAUUAAUUCAAGUUGUGGUUGCUUUCACUGAGCCAGGAAAUGCUCACCUGGGGCGUGCCAUUAUUGUCAAGAUGAAAGAAAGUAGCACACAUCAUGCAGCAGAGCAAACAGCAGGGCAAGUUCCCAAUUCGCGGGCUGAAAUUCUUUAUCAGCCUGUAGUUGAUGCCAAAAUCACUAUCAAUUCUAAGAUCACUGAACAAUACUGGAGUGCUCCGGAAGGCACUUGGGUCCAAGGAGGAGGACUGGAGCUUCCUUGCUUGUAUGAAGUUUUCUUGAGAAGUAGUAGCCUUCCAGAUUUAAAAGCAUCAUUGAAAGAGUAA